Messenger RNA from Malurus melanocephalus (red-backed fairy wren), 483 nucleotides. RefSeq names its product ribosomal protein L13a (gene RPL13A). Lineage: Eukaryota; Metazoa; Chordata; Aves; Passeriformes; Maluridae. Gene Ontology annotation, molecular function: mRNA binding; structural constituent of ribosome. The annotation marks the transcript as partial. The transcript has 6 exons. Gene Ontology annotation, biological process: negative regulation of translation; translation. Gene Ontology annotation, cellular component: cytosolic large ribosomal subunit; ribosome. The record is from RefSeq and is a predicted model, not a curated record.
CGCCGCCGGAAGGGGCGACCCCGCGGCGCGCGGUGGGCGGGGUCUCUUUGCGAGCGGGCGGCGGCCAUGGCGGAGCCGCGGGUUCUGGUGAUCGACGGGCGCGGGCACCUCCUGGGCCGGCUGGCGGCGAUCGUGGCCAAGCAGGUGCUGCUGGGCCGCCGCGUGGUCGUGGUUCGCUGCGAGGGCAUCAACAUCUCCGGGAAUUUCUACCGCAACAAGCUGAAAUUCCUGGCGUUCCUGAGGAAGAGGAUGAACACCAACCCUUCCCGGGGCCCUUUCCACUUCCGAGCCCCCAGCAGGAUUUUCUGGCGCACGGUCAGAGGAAUGCUGCCCCACAAAACCAAGCGGGGCCAGGCGGCSCUGGAGCGGCUCAAGGUGUUCGAUGGGAUCCCCCCGCCCUACGACAAGCGGAAGCGGAUGGUGGUUCCAGCUGCCCUCAAAAUCAUCCGGCUCAAACCCACACGCAAGGUGAGUUCUGUGGGG